Messenger RNA from Ilex paraguariensis (yerba mate), 375 nucleotides. The record is from the annotation of a GenBank genome assembly. NCBI's taxonomy places the organism in Eukaryota, Viridiplantae, Streptophyta, Magnoliopsida, Aquifoliales, Aquifoliaceae.
AUGGGUGUCGGAGCUGCUACAAUUGCUUCAGCGGGAGCUGCUAUCGAUUCUCCGGUUGAAAUACGGGAAAACUCCAUUCAAUUCUUGAUGGAAACGGAGUUUUGUGAAUUCUCCCCGGAACUGGAAGAGCAUUUCGAGAUCUUCGAACAUAUUCGAGGGUUCAAUGUGACUAUUGUCACUUCGGGCAACACACAAGAUGAGACUUUACUACCGUGGAGCGGCUUUUUGCAAAAGAUGAGGGGGAAACUCAAUAAGAUGUCGGAGAAGCAAAAUAUACGAGAUCACAAACGUAGAUUGCUCGUGGCUAAAUAUGAAUUGAGACGAAAGCUUUAUAAAGCCUUUUGUAAUGAUCCCGAUCUUCCUAGUGAUAUGUAG